Phanerochaete carnosa HHB-10118-sp is the source of this 3309-nucleotide messenger RNA. RefSeq lists its product as uncharacterized. NCBI's taxonomy places the organism in Eukaryota, Fungi, Basidiomycota, Agaricomycetes, Polyporales, Phanerochaetaceae. The record is from RefSeq and is a predicted model, not a curated record. The transcript has 7 exons. Bases 1 to 3309 code for a protein of 1102 amino acids. Gene Ontology annotation, cellular component: cytoplasmic vesicle. Gene Ontology annotation, biological process: regulation of Rab protein signal transduction.
AUGCUAAGCGCAAGCAGCGGUCACACGCCUCCCCGACCAACUUCGUCCGGCGUCAGGAACACAUCUCGAGCCAUCCCUGCACCUGACCCGAUCAUCACUCUUUCUACCUCUCCCAACAACCAUCUCAAGGCACGCUCAGACUCCCACAACGGCGACUCCGUCAACAGUGUGGGUGACGACUUGGACGACGAGCCGGACUACGUGAACGUCGAGCAUCCCGAGCACGAAGAGUCUAACCAAAUCGUACCCCGCGACAAAGCGUCGAGGGUGCUCGGUAUCAGGCAUCGCAGGAGCAUGGAACCUAUCCCUGCUUCGAAUCGCGCGUCUGUCGCGUCCGUCCGUUCUGCUCCUGCGCCAGAUAAUGCGUCGGCGCCCAGCUCCGGGCCCAUUUUGCCGUUGGCGUCUCUCUAUGUCGUCUCUGGCCUGCCCAAGAGCCCGCAUACAUGGACACUCGCCGACCCGGACUCGGUGCUAGGUUUGCAUCACAGCGAGGGGGCGGUGAGCAGAUGGUGGAGGCCCGAAGUGUUGGGCAGCACAGUAAGUCCUGGUGCUGGCGGCGGGAAGAAGAAGCGAAGAGGCAAGUCCGACGACACGAGCACUAUUUUCAGUAGCCAGGGACAUCUCAGCAAGCAGGAUGUUGGAAAGAUGCUCUCCAAGGCACUCAAGUUGUCGUUCCCGCGUGAAGUCGAGAUCAUCGCCUCGACGUUGCAACCCGCAUCUACAGUUCACACCUUCACUUUCACUCUACCUGCGCCGUCGACUCCGCUUGCCCCGUCGGCUUCGACCGAUUUGUUGCGCGCCUCUGUGCUGACAUCGACCACCGACCCGCGCUCCUCCGUGGUCACCUUCCCGUAUCCCUAUGCGGACGAUCCCUUCGGUCGUGCACGCCCUUCCUCGGCGCACAUCGGCCCCUCCAAUUCCCUGUUGUCACCGCACGGCCAUGCUUCGCCAAUUGGCGGUCUUGGUGGAUUAGCAAGCGCGAAGACACCACUCGUCGGUGGUUCAAAUAAUAAUAUCACAUACCACGGUGUUUGUCUAACAGUCUGGUCCCACGCCGACGCCGAACGCACAGCUGCCAUCCGAAAGACUCUGGAGGCGAGCCGGUCGCGAAAGGAAAGCGCCAACAGCUUGGUGCCCUCUCGGGUCAAGAGCAGGACCAGUGUGAGGUCUGACCCGACUCGCCAAGCUAGGAAGAGGGCGAAGUCCCGAGGCCCUUGGGGUGCCGGAACUGAUGCUGAGACAGAUAUGGAUGGGGGAGAGACCGACGCCGACGCCGACGGUAUGGUUAGCGAGAGCGACUUCGAGGUUGCUAGCGCGAUGAGUCAUGGACCCGGUGAGAGCACACUGUUCUUGCCUGGCGACACCGUAUUCUGGCUUCCGUACGCGCUCACCUUGGUGUCGCGGUUCCCUAUCUACGACCUGAUGCGGGAUUACUUGACGCUCUCUUGGGCUCGCUUCUCUAAGGACGUGCAGUCACAUACCUUGCAGAUUAGCAAGGUCCUCUCACACCCUGCGCCUCGACCCGGCGAGCUCAUCCGUCUUGAUGCGUCUUCUGCACCGAGCCAUGGCGCAGGGCAGUCAGAGACGAGCUUAGAGGUCGUCGCUCGUUUCCCGGGAGGAUUGGACUUCGGUCGUGGUCUCGUCGAUGUCAAUUUCACUAUGUGGCCGCUGUUCAAGUGCCUCAAUAUUGACAACAUUCUAACUAUAUGCGAGAUUGCAUUGUCUCCGACGGGUCGUGUCCUCUUUUUCUCGCGUCACCCUGCUAUGCUUGGCAUUGCGGUCAUGACCAUCAAAUACCUGGUUGAGCUCCGCAGUUGGAGUGGCAUCGCUCUCACUGCUGUUCACUCGCGCGACGCAAAGAUCUAUAUCGACGAUCCUGGUCCGUGGAUCAUGGGUCUCGCUACUGAGGCUCGCUAUGCCGUUCGGCCUCCACCUGAGGUUUGCAUUGUUGACCUGGACAUCAACUACCUUAACUGCGCGUCGCCACCCCCUGGCAGCAUUUCAACCAAGCAGCAGCGUGACAAGUACCGUCAGAAGCUUCUUGCUGCCUUUGAGCCCCACUACCACCCCGAUCACUGUGUGCCGAGUGAGUUCAAGGAGGCGUUCCCAGCAGGCCGUUUCCGUCCUGUCUGCAAGAUUCAAGCGAAGCGCGGUGCCGCGUCCACCGCUGUAGCCGAUAUGAUUAAGCCCCCAGAAUGGUGGCAUUCGACACGCGUCAUUCAAGCGUUUGACAGUGUCCUGCAGGACAAGAUGAAGAAACCGUCGCUGCUCAAACGUAUUAGCUCCUUUGGGGCGGUUCGUCCGCCACCGCGCCUGACUCAAGCCGAGCAACACAUUCAGCUCUCCAUUCGCAAGCGGGCGACAGCUUUCGUCGAUGCCCGUGACGAUCUAGAGACUAAGAUCGGACGACUGUCCCGCCGCCUUAACUUCUUGAUGACUGAGUCCGAUCUCUGGCGUGACAAGUUUGUCACCUUUGAGCAGUACGCUGAGAAGCUCAGCACAGAAGCUGGCGAGCUCCGUACCAAAAUUAACAAGGAGCAGAAGGAGACGAAGAGGCUAUCGAGCAUGGUUACAAUGACGGCGGUGGAGAAGACGAAGUUGCAGGCCCAGCUCAAGGAGACGGAAAUGGCCCAUAAAGAAGCUCUAGAAGAACUUGAGCACAUGAAGGGGGCGAUGGAGAGGAUGGAAAUAGAGAGGGCGGAGAUGAUUGCGGAGGUUGAGGCGCAAAUUGAGAGGGCGCUGGCGUCGAUGGCAGUCGACAUGGAUGAGUCUGAGUAUGGCUCUCGUCCGGUCAGCCGCAUGUCGUCCCGUUCCGCUCCGAACAUGCGUCGGAGCGGAUCCCGCUCGAGGCCGCUGCGGUCGUUCAGCACGGACUCGACGCUAGCAGAGUCGUACUCCGUCGGUGCGCUGAGGGAGGAGGGGCUGAGCAAGCAUCCGCACAGGACCAGUACAGUCCCGGAGAUGGACGAGCCCGAGGAAUCGGAUGCGAGGAGCAAGAAGAAAAAGAGGUUUUCUACCAGUCGGGGUGAUCAGGACACCAUGACUGCAGUCGAUGAAGGCAUUAACUUGAAGACUGACAAGAUUGCGCAAAAGGUCAUACAGAUUCAGCGCAAGGCACGUCUACUCGAUUUUGAUCACCAUGUGAUGCUCACGUCGCCCAACAGCUUGAGAAUGCGCUGGCUGCUGAUGCUGCGCGCAAAGUCUCCCUCGAUAGUCGCGGAAGCGACAGCGAUUUUUCGGAGGCCACGCGCCGCUAUCGUCGUCACGGCAGUCGAGCUUCAAGCAGGACCACCGAACACGCGCGGAUAA